UUGCCCUUCUUCUCAGAAACCCUCCACUCCUCUUUUCUUUCGUUCCAUCCAUUAUGAAUCUAGCCAAUAAGCCUCGCAACGAGCUCUUGUUUGUCAAUUUCAACCAAGAUUACACAUGCAUCUCGGUUGGAACCAAGCAAGGCUACAAGAUGUACAACUGCGACCCGUUCGCCAAGUGUUACGGUCGAUUCGAAGGUGGCACCGGCAUCGUUGAAAUGCUCUUUUGCACGAGUUUGGUCGCCUUGGUUGGCGCUGGCGCACAUCCCGCGUUCUCACCACGACGGCUCCAAAUCGCCAACACGAAACGCCAAUCGACCAUUUGCGAGCUCAACUUUGUCAACAAAAUUCUAGCCGUGAAGAUGAACCGGAAACGGCUGGUCGUCGUCUUGGAAGACCGAAUUCACAUUUAUGACAUUACAAACAUGAAAAUUUUGCACACGGUUGACACUGCGGCAAAUCCGCGGGGUAUCUGCGCCUUGUCACCAAACUCGGACUCCAACUAUCUCGCCUAUCCUGCCAGCCACACGGACGGCAACGUGCUCAUGUUUGAUGCACUCAACAUGCAAGCAUCCAGCGUGAUGCAGGCGCACAAGGGCCCUGUGACGUGCCUUGCAUUCAACUACUCUGGCUCGAUGCUUGCCACGUCGUCCGAGAAGGGCACCGUCAUUCGCGUCUUUUCCGUCCCCGACGCCAAAAAGCUUUAUCAGUUCCGACGCGGCAGCUAUCCUGCCACCAUCUACUCGAUUAACUUUAGCGUGGACUCGACUCGUCUCUGUGUUUCAUCAUCGUCGGACACGGUUCACAUUUUCAAUCUUGGUCAGGAACCCCGUCAAAACAGCGGCGCCUCUAGCAGCAAGGGCGGUGCGUUCUCGCUGAGUUCGUACCUUCCUGAGAUGCUGACCGAGAUGUGGGAUCCCGAACGUCACUUUGCGCACUUUAAGCUUCCCAAUGCCGGCAACGACGUCAUGAAUGUCUGUGCGUUGAGCAGUACACUCCCUCAAGCCAUGGUUGUCACUGCUGAUGGUAACUUUUAUCAGUAUCAAAUUCCCAAGGACGGUGGCGAGUGUACCCUUGUCAAGCAGUACUCCAUCUUGGAUCCGUCGGAGGGAAAGACCAGUCGCACUGCAGCCAGCGACAGUCCUGACGUGGGCUCUUUGGCUGAUCCGACCGCAUGAACACUGUUUCUUUGAUCCAUUUUUUUUUAAAUCUUGUGCAAGCUGACUGGCGUUACUGGUGCUGCGCUCGGACCUCCAUCUUUCAUGUUGCUUCUUUUAUUGCUUCCCAUUAACUCUUUUGCCUCCUCUUCCUGUUUGUCCUUGAUUGGUGUCCUGUUGUGCUGCAGUUUGCGCCUGUUGGAUUUGUGUAUGCUUUUGUGUUGUUUGUUUGUUGUUUUUUCAAUCAAAUGUUGCAAUCCCGU
Molecule: messenger RNA, 1417 nt
Organism: Capsaspora owczarzaki ATCC 30864
Lineage: Eukaryota; Filasterea; Ministeriida; Capsasporidae
Product: WD repeat domain phosphoinositide-interacting protein 2
Exons: 6
Coding region: 54-1175 (373 amino acids)
Biological process (GO): nucleophagy; protein lipidation; autophagy of mitochondrion
Cellular component (GO): extrinsic component of membrane; cytosol; phagophore assembly site membrane
Molecular function (GO): phosphatidylinositol-3,5-bisphosphate binding; phosphatidylinositol-3-phosphate binding; protein binding
Source: RefSeq, a predicted model, not a curated record